Electrophorus electricus (electric eel) is the source of this 3873-nucleotide messenger RNA. RefSeq names its product oligophrenin 1 (gene ophn1). Gene Ontology annotation, biological process: signal transduction. Gene Ontology annotation, molecular function: protein binding; GTPase activator activity. Lineage: Eukaryota; Metazoa; Chordata; Actinopteri; Gymnotiformes; Gymnotidae. Gene Ontology annotation, cellular component: cytoplasm. The record is from RefSeq and is a predicted model, not a curated record.
GGAGCACGAGCGCCUAGCGCAUGCAACCGAGUAAAAACCCGAUCUCAGUGCAAUACACAAAUAAGAUGGUGCGUGUGGUGUGUCGUGUGGGUUACUGUACACCACAAAAGGCUCGUUUGUGUCGCAGGCCGCGGGUUUGGUGACCUGUCUCUUUAAGGCGCUGCGCGUGUGGGAGGGAUUUUUCGCUUUCCUAGCCCUUCCCGCACUUGACAAUCCUCCAGAUCUCCCGCGACAAAGAAGUGUGCAAGCUGGUUAGUCGGCUGGAAUCGCCAAAAUCCCAGUACGUCGUUUUUAUUUAUGUUUAGCUACUGGGAUUACGUCAAACUUCAUCGGAAGACCUCCGGGAACAGCGCGCGGAGACGUCAGCCUGCUGGUCUCGUGCACUCUGCAACGAGAGUCCGUUUUUGGCGAGGUUCAGCGAACGUGGGAAAAACAAAACAAACAGGCAAAAACCUUUGCUGAGCUCGUUCGGAGUCGAGAUCUGAUUUCUGAACUUUCUGGGAUCGUUGUGGUCCCCGCGUUACGCCGCGCCGAGCGCGCAUACCCCCGGUCCUCCCUCCCGUUAUUGAUCGCGUGCCCAGAGGCGCGAGCAUGGGGCAUCCCCCGCUGGAGUUCAGCGACUGCUACACGGACAGCCCGGAUUUCAGGGAACGGCUGAAAUGCUAUGAAGCCGAACUGGAGAGGACGAGCAAGUUCCUGAAGGAUCUGAUCAAGGACGGGAACAACGUCAUCACCGCCAUAAGAGGUUAUUCUCUGGCAGUGCAGAAGUUCUCCCAAACCCUACAGGUGUUCCAGUUUGACUUCAUCGGUGACACUCUCACUGACGAUGAGAUCAACAUCGCUGAAUCGUUCCGUGAGUUUGCUGGUCUGCUACAGGAAGUAGAGGAAGACAGAAUGAUGCUGGUACAGAAUGCAUGUGACUUGCUUAUUAAGCCUUUGGAGAAGUUCAGAAAAGAUCAAAUUGGUGUCACAAAAGAGCGCCGUAAGAGGUUUGAAAAAGAGAGUGAGAAGUACUAUUCACAGCUUGACAAACACCUGAACUUGUCCUCCAAAAAGAAGGAGUCCCAGCUACAGGAGGCUGAUGAUCAACUAGAUAAGGAGAGACAAGCGUUCUAUGAGUCAUCUGUUGAAUACGUGUACCAGAUCCAGCAGGUCCAGGACAGGAAGAAGUUCGAUGUUGUUGAGCCUGUGUUGGCUUUCUUGCAGAACAUUUUGACCCUGAACAACCUCACAGUGGAGAUGACCCAAGACUUCCUACCAUACAAACAGGCACUGCAGCUCAGCCUGCAAAAUACACGUAACCACUUUGAGAGCACGCGGGAGGAGAUGGAGGAACUGAUGAAGAGGAUGAAGCAGCCCAAUGUCAUGGUCAGACAUGGACAGCAGCUGACCAUUGAGGGUCAUCUCUACAUACAGGAGAAAUGGGCUCUGGGCGUCACCUGGGUGAAAUACUACUGUAAAUAUAUGAAAGACUGUAAACUGCUGGUGAUGCUGCCAACAGAACAGAAACCCGCAACUAAACAGGGUCCUGUAGAGUUGACGGUGAAGUCCUGUAUCCGCCGUAAGACGGACUCCAUAGAUAAACGUUUCUGCUUCGACAUCGAGACUCAGGAGAGGCCCACAGUCACUCUGCAGGCCACCUCUGAGGCCAGCAGGAAGCAGUGGAUAGAAGCCAUGGAUGGAAAAGAGCCGAUAUAUCAUUCUCCCAUCCACAAACAGGCUGAGAUGGAGCUGAAUGACACUGGGUUCAAGUUCGUCAGAAAGUGCAUCAAUGUCAUCGAGGUGAAAGGACAGACUCAGGAAGGAGUGUAUCGAACUGUUGGCAGCAAUAUCCAAGUCCAAAAACUGCUGAACGCAUUCUUUGAUCCCAAGUGUCCAGGUGAUGUAGAUUUGAACAGCAGUGAAUGGGAUAUUAAGACCAUCACAAGUGCAAUGAAGUUCUAUCUUCGGAGCCUGAGUGAACCACUUAUGACCUAUAACCUGCACAGCAAACUCAUCACUUCAGCAAAAUCAGAGAAUCUGGAUUACCGUUUGGGAGCAGUACACUCGCUAGUGUACAAACUGCCCGAUCAGAACCGUGAGAUGCUGGAACUACUGAUCAAACACCUCGUAAGCAUUUGUAGCCAUAGCAGCGAGAACCUUAUGACAGCGUCCAACAUGGGCGUGAUAUUUGGCCCCACCCUGAUGAGGGCACCAGAGGAAACUGUCGCAGCCAUGCUGGACAUCAAGUUCCAGAACAUCAUCGUCGAGAUCCUGAUCGAGGACUAUGGGAAGAUCUUCAGUGGUCCUCCGGAGGAAAGUUCAGCACCACCAGUCCCGCCCCCGAGGGUGGCCCUGAGGAAACGACAGCCAAUCACAAUCUCCAAACGGCCUCCUAGGCUUUACCCCGCCCUCCAGCCGCCGAUAUUCGAGAAUGCGAAGCACGAACCCGCAAAUGAAAGAGGCUGCGAGCAGAAUGGCCCCUCCUACAAUGGGGCGGAGACUGGAGGGACAGACCCCACCCAUGCUAGUCCAGUCCCGCAUCAGAGAACCAAGCUAGCCCCGCCCUCUGUAGCCCCUCCCUCCAUCCCUCCCUCCUCUCCUCCACCUCGCGCCCCUCAACUCCGCCACUCAGUCCCGCCCAAACCCGCCAUGCGGCAUGAGCGCUAUUCCGACUGCGAGGUCUCCAGGCUGGUCUCUAGGAUACCCGACGGGGGUCAGAGGUCAGACGCCUUGGCGACGGCCAAUGGAGAGGUGGGAGUGAGCGUGGGCCGCGCCCAGUCUUUCCAGGCCAGGAAACCUCCCCCGCGGUCCAGCCCAGCGGUCAGAGACGCUGAGACUGAGGUCAAGGGUCGCCCUGUCGUUGAGAAGAGUCCAGUCUGCCGUCCUCCCACACGGCCUCCUGACCCACCCUCACGAUGUCCCACCAAUCAGAAAACACAAAACGACGAUGCACCAUCAUCAUAUGUUGCAUCCAAAACCAAGUUUUUUGAGAACGCUUCUAGACAGACUGGAAGCUCCCCCAACACCCCUGGAGCCAAUGACCUGCCGAGAUGAGCUGACAGCUCUGGUUGGAUGGUGAGGCUCUAGCAGACGUGCUGGUGAACAGAUGCACAUCGGAAAGCUACACAGACGCGUUUACCUGGUUAUGACCCCUUUUUGUGAGUGUGUGACAGUGUUUACGUGACUGAAUCCACCAGACGUUUGGGAGAGAAAUUAGCACACAGCUUCAUACAGCGAUGCUCCUAAUUACACAACCCCCCCACACAGCAGACUUGCUCUUUAGUAAAUUACUAAACACUGUAAAAAGAGCCCAUGUAGUUUGGCGUGAGUGUGUGUGUGUGUGUGUGUGUGUAGGUGUGUGUGUAGGUGUGUGUGUGUGUUCACUUUUCCUCUUAUCUUUUGUUUUUUGUUCUUUUCUUCCACCAAUGAGUAUAAAAGGAAAAAUUCCAAUAAGUUUCUGUUCAGAACAUUUAGCUCAUCCAAACCCAGCCCUGCUCACAAACCCACAGCCCUGCCCACAAACCCACUGGCCUUUUUUCCUGAGCAGGGUUUGAAACUCACCCCUGCUGCCAGACAUUGACUCGCCCCGUUAGAUUGACCCGAUUACAACACUGUUUUCAAACACACGGAAGGAACACAGAGAAGAGCAGCAUAAAUAUGUUCCUCAUGUUGGAGUUGGUAACCCUAUUGAACUAAGAUGACUAAUUGUGAAAACAAGACCCAGGUUGUAUUUUCCUAAAGCACACGGAUCAGAGGAAGUUGCCCUGUAGACAGUACUGGGAUGUUUACCACCUUGUCUGAAGGUCAAAGCACUUCUAUAUGCAAACCCAGAAGUUUGGACUCUAGUGUCUACGGCUUCUGCACUCCUUGUGAAAUAAACACUAAAGCUUU